This is a messenger RNA of Triplophysa rosa, 2223 nucleotides long. Its product is annotated as phosphatidylethanolamine-binding protein 4. The record is from RefSeq and is a predicted model, not a curated record. Bases 125 to 712 code for a protein of 195 amino acids. The transcript is spliced from 7 exons. Lineage: Eukaryota; Metazoa; Chordata; Actinopteri; Cypriniformes; Nemacheilidae.
GUUUCUUCAUUUAACUUUGUAACAUAAUAUAAGAUUACUAUUUUGGUCGGCGUCGAGAAACUUUCGUUGCAAAGCACUUACGCUUAUAUCGCACAUUCUCUUCGAGAAUUACAGGUCGGUGGACAUGCGGCUGUUUUACAUGUCGGUUGUUUUGUGGCUGCUGUCUGCAUGUCGUGUGAUCAGAUCGACCUGUCACGAGCUUUUGUUUCAAGAAGAUGCUGAAUUCUGCAAGGGAGGAUUAAAGGUGAUUUACCCAGAUCUGAUUAUUGAUAAAUGCUUGAUAGUCCCUCAGAAGGUCAGAGAGAAGAUCAGUAAGGAGUGGGGACCACCACAAGUUCAACUGCCAGGUGUUAAAGAGGAGAGGAAAUACACUCUAAUAAUGGUGGACCCAGAUGCUCCUAGUCGUAAGAAACCCUCUCGUGCAUACUGGAGACACUGGCUACUGGUUGGCAUUCAGGGGAAGAACUUUAUGAAUGGAGAUGUCAGAGGCAUUGAACUUUCUGCAUACACUCGGCCCACACCGCCUAAAGACACUGGACUCCACCGCUACCAGUUUAUUGUGUUCGAGCAACCUGAUGACAAGACUCCGUCUCUCAGCCCGCAGGAGAAGAGCUCACUGGGGAACUGGGAUCCACAGGCAUUUGUUCAGAGGUUUGGUCUGACUGGCCCAGUGGCUUCCCUCCAGUUCCUCACCCAAAACCACAAGGACUAGAGGAUACCUCCAAACUGCCUUCACCAAACCUUCACCUCUGGCCUUUAUGGCUUUGAUGUAGUACUUAAUUCACUGCAUUUAUGAGAAAAUGAAACUAGUAAUGAAGUCAUGUGGUUUUUCCUCUUUAUUUCUGAACUGCCUGUGGGUUGUGUUUCGAUGCAAUAAAUCUCACUUUUUUGAUCUUAAAUAAACCAUGCCACAUAUCAAACUUUGAACAGGUUUUUUUUUCAUUUGUCGUGGGACAUUAUCCUUAAAGAACACAUGCAAUGCCAUCUUUUCUCAAAACAAGGUACCUUAAGACAAAGUAGUCAAACCACGUGUACACACACCACUGUGGCUGGUCAUCGCAUAUUCUACCAUAGCCUGCCUGUUUUUCCUAGAACGGACUUUUGCCUUUCUUACAUAAUCCACCUCUCACUUACAAACCGCUGUAAUGUUGCAUUCCUGGUUUUUUGGCAGUAAGAGCAGGCCUGGACUACCAGACAGUAAUGCUCCAUGUGUUCUCUGUUCUGCCCUGAAGUCAGAUGCACUGAAGGCUUUUAGCUGCGCACAAUGAUUUAAUCCCGGGUCGCAUGUGAAGAGAUGAACAAAUAGAAAUAUGCAUAGACCGAAAAAGCACCAAGAAGGUGGCUUCUGUGUUGUCACACAUCAGAGAGAGCGCGUGGAAAGAGUCAGACUACAGACAGGAAGUACGUCAGUGCCAAUAGAGGAAGUAAAGGGGUUGGGGGGUGGUUGAGGCCGCAAUUCACCCGGAAGCCGCAGUGGAACUACGACCAAAAUACCCGCGUGUUACUUCAGACCAGACAGGAGGGGCAUGGGUUCAAGACGGCCUCUUUUUUUUCGUUUGCGGUUACAUGCAUGUGUUCUCUCGUGGCUUGCAUGAACAUUUUCUUUGUAAAUUAACCUCCCGGUGAGUUUCAAUCAAGCAGGUUUGGUCUUGCCUGAGUAAAAGUUAUGUUUAUAUUGGGUUGACGAUUUACAUAGAGGGCUAUUUCUGAGCAGGCUUUAUAAUUUUAGAAUUAAAAUCAAGGACAGAAGAUGAUGUAGUUUCAAUAAAUAUUAAAAAGUAGGGAUGCACAAAUACCAGUAUCGGUAUCGGGCCCGAUACUAAGCUCAUGUACUCGUAAAAAUGCACCGAUACUAAAGACCGAUGCCUCGUGUGACAACUGACAGAAAUCUGUUGUGAAAUUUGAUUUGAAAGUUUGUGAAAAGAACAUAAUAAAAUUAUUUCUUUUUUCAUAAUGUGUUUAAGGUAAUAAACCUUUGGCUUUUUUGUGUAUUCUAUCCUCGACAGUUUUUCUAAAUGUGUAUGAAUUGGUCUUUUGGGCUUGAUUGUACUUGUUUUCAUUUUUAUUGUCAAAUAAAUCAAAUCAAAUAAAAAAAGGUGGAGUUGUUUGUAACUAUGAAGCUAUUAUAUUUUUAUUAGUCUCACUGGGUUUUGAAAAGGUACAGGCAUCAGUAUCGAAGAGUACCAGAAAAAAAAUAUCGAUACUCGUACUCGGCCUUUAAAA